This is a messenger RNA of Pleurotus ostreatus (oyster mushroom), 1242 nucleotides long. RefSeq lists its product as uncharacterized. The transcript is spliced from 3 exons. Lineage: Eukaryota; Fungi; Basidiomycota; Agaricomycetes; Agaricales; Pleurotaceae. The record is from RefSeq and is a predicted model, not a curated record. The coding region runs from base 1 to 1242 and encodes 413 amino acids.
AUGCAGCACAGUCUGGCGGCAUGGAGCGUCUCCGCUCCUGAAAUCACCAUUGCUCUCAACGCUAAGGGGACGCAGCUGAGGACAAAACCUUCCAAGUCCACCAUCCGACUCCGGAAUCGACUAGCCAACAAGAGCCCUGCAGAAGUGGACAACUUUUGGAAGCAAAAGUAUGCACGUUCUAAGUCAAAACUCAAGUCAAAAGUGCCUCAACCUACGGACGUCUCCUCGCAAACAGACGUUCCUACGGCCUCGGAUUUAACUUUGUCCCCAUCGCCUACUGCUACAGCUACAGCGGACCUUCAAUCACGCGCACCGACGCCCACACCGAAACCAACGUUGGAGCCGGGUCCUUCAGACGGAGUCGACCCUUCGACGAAACCUCUCGACGGGCCUUCGGAGGAUCAGGCAACGCCCGUUCUUGAGCAGGACCUUCAAUCACAUGCACCGACGCCCACACUGAAACCAUCAUUGGAGCCGAGUCCUUCAGACGGAGUCGACCCUUCGACAAAACCUCUCGACGCGCCUUCGGAGGAUCAGGCAACGCCCGUUCUUGAGCAUGACAGUCCUCCUGCUUCUCAGCCAGGAUCACCUUCGACUACGCCCCUUCCCAGCCUGAGAAAUCCGUCCUCCACACGGUCCCCUUCCCCUACGUCUUCCGAUACAUCUUUAGGCGGCGACCGUAAGGCUUUACUCCAGUCACUGGCUGCACAGGCAGACAUUCUUCUAGAAGCAGUAGAGAAUUGGAGAAUCUCCGAAGAUGUCACCAAUCUACUCGACUCACGGCUGAAGGCAGCGUCAAAUUUGCUGAGGCAGCCGACUGGGGUAAAAAAACGUCUUGAGUUUCUGAGUCAUUUGGAACACAUUGGACGAGUCGUGGAUCAGAGCGCAUUCCUUGAGCGCUCACCUUUACAAGCAGUUCACAGCCAUGGUUAUCUACAUUCCCAAGAAAUAUUUGGAGCAGGUUGUUCUAUCCAUUGGCACGUUGGAAGACGCCAAAUUUUAGUCGGCCUGACGGGACUUUUGUCUGGAGUGCGGGAUUGGCUUUCGCAACCGUCGCCGACCUUGACGGCAAUUCUUAACCUGGUAUUUUCUUUUCUCUCUCUCUCAAGCCCGAACUACACAUGGGUUAACGUAUUCUUUUAUUUUCGAGAUCAUCGAUAUGACAAACAACAAUUACAGUCAUGGGUUCAUGAAUGCCACCCAAGUGAAACGUUUGAAGUCAGGCAGUUGGCUGUCAGAUGA